Messenger RNA from Rosa chinensis, 1281 nucleotides. RefSeq names its product CDK5RAP3-like protein. The transcript is spliced from 4 exons. Gene Ontology annotation, cellular component: endomembrane system. NCBI's taxonomy places the organism in Eukaryota, Viridiplantae, Streptophyta, Magnoliopsida, Rosales, Rosaceae. The record is from RefSeq and is a predicted model, not a curated record. Bases 782 to 1129 code for a protein of 115 amino acids. Gene Ontology annotation, biological process: regulation of mitotic cell cycle; regulation of cyclin-dependent protein serine/threonine kinase activity.
GCAGGCAAGGAGAGGAUCCGGAUCAGUUUGGGAUACCGCUAGCCCACCAGCGAUGUCGGAGAAUGCGAAGAAAUGGAUCGGACCAACCUGCAUAAACAAAACCAGGACCCCCAAACAGCCAAGCUCGAAGAGGUUACCCAGUCGUUAACUCGUUAUCACCAUCAGACAGAACACCACCGCUGUCGCACAGCACAGGACCCAAACCCAAUCACCCAGAACCACCAUCACCGGAUUUAUGUGAACCAUCACCUGAACGCCAUCUCUGAGCCUUCGGAAGACCAUGAUUGGCAGAGAGAAACAAUGAUGCGUUUAUGAUUAACGAAGAAUAGUUUAGUUUUUUUUUUUUUUUUUGGAUCAGGUCCCAGAGGUUUCCGUGUCCGAGAUAUCUUGGGAUAUUAGUGUUGAAACUCCUCAAGUUGAUGCAAUUGAUGAUGUCAAUUUGCCGAAUGUUGUUGUUGAAAAUUGACAAUCAAACGUCUUUUCUUGAUACUUCAACUCCCAACAACUGAAAUCAAGGAAGGUAGGAGCCAACUUUUGGAAACAGAGUAUAGGAACAAGAUUCUGGAUGAUCUGAAUGAGAUCACAGGAUUCAAAGCUUUUCUAAAUCAGCGGUUGGUGGUGUUGAAGAAUGAAGAAACUUUGUCAUUGCAACAUCAAGUCAUCCAGGCAGUUGAUCCCUUUGUGCUGCAGCAAUAUGUUUAUGAUGCCAUUGAGACAGUGCUAUCUGAUGUUUGCUUGGCCAUUUCUAUGCUGAAAAAACGAGGAAACGCGGGACUUGAUCAUGAUUCUCAACUCCAAAAGAUUUCUAGACAGACUAAUGAGUUCAUUGGAAGAAAAGAAGCAUCACGAAGUGAAGUUGAAAGAGGGUUUGAAGGGCUUAGCUACCAAACGCAUGGAGCUGCACAACUCGUUAUCUUCUUCCUGGCCAAAGCAGGAAGCGGCUCUUGCAAAAACCUGCGAGCUUAAGAAGCUGUGUGAGAGCACCCUUUCCUCCAUGUUUGAUGGAAGGCCUGUUCAUGAAGAGAUUAAUGCCCGUUUGAAUAGUGGUGUUGCUGCAUAUGAAAAUGUUUGUCUCUGGCGUGAAGCGUACAAUAUGAGCGUGUACUUUGAAUCUCUUCGUUUUAACUAACUAACUUUGGGGUGUCUUCGGGGGUAAGGCAUUGAAGUUGGAUAAGCUAAAGCUGAACUAUGCCUAAAGUGUUGAAAUAUUUCAAGUGUGAAUAGUUUUCAGUUGGUAGUUACAAACUCAGCCAGCAAAUACAGAUUAGAAUAUUUGUACUA